AUGUUAAAGAGUCAUCUAGAGUUAAAGAGUCAUCUAGAUCUGAGCUAUGGGUCGCAAGCUCUGAAAGGGGAACACAGUCUGAGCUAUGGGUCACAAGUUCUGAAAGGGGAACAUAGUCUGAGCUAUGGGUCACAAGUUCUGAAAGGGGAACAUAGUCUGAGCUAUGGGUCACAAGUUCUGAAAGGGGAACAUAGUCUGAGCUAUGGAUCGCAAGCUCUGAAAGGGGAACAUAGUCUGAGCUAUGGAUCGCAAGCUCUGAAAGGGGAACACAGUCUGAGCUAUGGGUCACAAGCUCUGAAAGGGGAACACAGUCUGAGCUAUGGGUCACAAGUUCUGAAAGGGGAACAUAGUCUGAGCUAUGGAUUGCAAGCUCUGAAAGGGGAACAUAGUCUGAGCUAUGGGUCGCAAGUUCUGAAAGGGGAACACAGUCUGAGCUAUGGGUCACAAGUUCUGAAAGGGGAACACAGUCUGAGCUAUGGGUCACAAGUUCUGAAAGGGGAACAUAGUCUGAGCUAUGGGUCGCUAGUUCUGAAAGGGGAACACAGUCUGAGCUAUGGGUCACAAGUUCUGAAAGGGGAACACGGUCUGAGCUAUGGGUCGCUAGUUUUGAAAGGGGAACAUAGUCUGAGCUAUGGGUCACAAGCUCUGAAAGGGGAACAUAGUCUGAGCUAUGGGUCACAAGUUCUGAAAGGGGAACAUAGUCUGAGCUAUGGGUCACAAGCUCUGAAAGGGGAAACAGUCUGA
Biomphalaria glabrata is the source of this 744-nucleotide messenger RNA. RefSeq names its product hornerin-like. NCBI's taxonomy places the organism in Eukaryota, Metazoa, Mollusca, Gastropoda, Planorbidae. The coding region runs from base 1 to 744 and encodes 247 amino acids. The transcript is spliced from 2 exons. The record is from RefSeq and is a predicted model, not a curated record.